AUGUCAUCCAACCAAUCCGCAGAAACAAUGUCCGACACCUUGUCGCCAAACUCGAAAAGCGUCCAUUUCGAUUUGCCACCUGCGAACGCAGCCGAGGAACUUCACCAAAAACCGACGCGUCCUCGCCGUCGAAAACAUCGCUCGCAACCACCCAUUCCCAGGCGCGUUUUCGGGCUAAUCCUCACCGAGGAGAGCAUUCGCAACAUAGCGCUCAAAGUGCUGCCGCAAGCCUUGCUGGAUCAGUUCACUGGUGAUCUUGACGCCUGUCUGACCCACGUAGGGCAGCAUUUCUCCAAUGCGCACUGCCAGCAGCACUUCCCCCACAUGGGUCUCCGCUGGCGCGACACCGUGCUCGUAGACACGGAUGAAUCCUCCAUGCCUUGCGUUGUCCUGGGACACAUGCGCAACAGGACGGAUGGAGAGAUCUAUGUGACGCUCUCGCAGAUGCGGGAGCUGAGGGAGUAUUUGGGAUUGGGCGACCAAGAGCCGGACUGGUACACUGUAGUGUGCACAGGCUAG
Molecule: messenger RNA, 519 nt
Organism: Pleurotus ostreatus (oyster mushroom)
Lineage: Eukaryota; Fungi; Basidiomycota; Agaricomycetes; Agaricales; Pleurotaceae
Exons: 1
Coding region: 1-519 (172 amino acids)
Source: RefSeq, a predicted model, not a curated record